Mus musculus (house mouse) is the source of this 4636-nucleotide messenger RNA. It is a transcript of the gene Lpar1, whose product is annotated as lysophosphatidic acid receptor 1. Gene Ontology annotation, biological process: negative regulation of neuron projection development; cellular response to oxygen levels; cellular response to 1-oleoyl-sn-glycerol 3-phosphate. The record is from RefSeq and is a predicted model, not a curated record. Gene Ontology annotation, molecular function: phospholipid binding; lysophosphatidic acid binding; G protein-coupled receptor activity. NCBI's taxonomy places the organism in Eukaryota, Metazoa, Chordata, Mammalia, Rodentia, Muridae. The transcript is spliced from 4 exons. Bases 1461 to 2555 code for a protein of 364 amino acids. Gene Ontology annotation, cellular component: glutamatergic synapse; cell surface; presynaptic membrane.
GAAAUAGAGUUAAUGUAUCUUUUAAAGGACGAGGUGGGGCUGGGGGUUGGAGGAGUAGAUCUCUAAGACUCCUUUAUAGAGUUUAACUUCCAAUACUCCAAUAGAAGUUCCUUGCUCAGUCUUGGAGUACUGAUUUUAUUUUAUUUUUUUUCAUCUCUGAAGCAGUUAGCUCCACCUGUCUCAGGGGGAAUCUUGGUGGAACCCUUGGAGGACCCUCUGCUGCCCUCUGCUUUUGUGUGACUGGUGAGAAUACAUGAGUUUUCAGCUGCAUGUCAAGCUGACUUGGCUAAAGACUUUGAAUUACCCCUGAGUUUAGAGAGGCUAAAAGGACGGAUCAUUGAAAGAGAUUUGUCAGCCUUUUAUUAUCUGCUGGAUAAAAUUUAAAUGCACGGUCCUCUUAGUUGCUUUCAAUUAAUUUGUUUAUUUACUUAAAAAAAAUCUUUUGCAAGGUAUGGGGACUUCAGUUUAGCAUGCUUUAAAAAAAACUAGUUAAUUAAUUUGAAGAAGUUGAAGGCUGACGUAGUUUAUUUUAGAGUUUCUCAAAAAGUCACUUUUUAGUGAGUGGUGAAUUGUGUUGCAAUGUCUUGGUGCUUUGUCUUGGUAAGCUAGUGCGAUUUCAGUGUAGAGUUUGUUCUUCCACAAGCAGCUUGCUACACUGGGCCCAGGGAAUUGUAUUAAUACCUGGACAAUCUCUUCUGCCACCCCACCAGUGCUAAGGAAGCUCUAGCCCUGAUGUUCAGGGUGAUGUUCAUAAAAGUCAGGGUUUCCCCUCCCCCCGCUGCUGAAAAGUGAAAGGGGACUAUUUUAAUGCAUCCACAGAUUUAGGUUAUAAUUUAUUUUCUUUUUGUGGUACUGUUUAAAAAAGUGAUAUAAUGACAGGGCAGACUCUUGACUUUAGUUCAGUGCUAAAACAAACAUGUACGAGCCCGAGUCGGGGAGCCCGGGGUGUGCUUGUGGUAGCACAGAAAUAAAGGAAAAUACCUUCAAAACCAGUCUCUUCCUCUAAAGAAGAAAGCUGGUUUGGGAACAUGUGGCUUUGGGUCUCUGCUUAGGUUGUAACUGUCAUUUAAAGGAUAUCUUGUCUGGUGUGGACGUUCUGCGUGCCUGUGCCUUUAGAGAUGCAAGCUUCAGAGAGGGCUGCUCCUGGCACCCAUUCUCCUCAGCAAGCUUGCUACCCUCUCUUUCCAUUUCUCCAGCGCUUCCUGUUUCCUGCCCUUUGUGACAGCAUCUUACACUGUAGCCUAGGCUAGCCUGAACUAUGAAACCCCGCCUGGCUUCUGACUCACAGCAAACCAUUCCUGCCUCAACAUCCCAAAUGUUCAGAUGAACUACUACCACACCUGAGGCUUACAGUUCCUCCUAGCAUGACCGAGAUCUGAUCAGCCAACCCGCGCAUUGCUUUUUGUGCCUGGCACUGCAGUGCAGGGGGCCUCUUCAUCGCCCCAAACUACAGCACUGUCAUGGCAGCUGCCUCUACUUCCAGCCCUGUAAUUUCACAGCCCCAGUUCACAGCCAUGAACGAACAACAGUGCUUCUACAAUGAGUCUAUCGCCUUCUUUUAUAACCGGAGUGGGAAAUAUCUAGCCACAGAAUGGAACACAGUGAGCAAGCUGGUGAUGGGACUGGGCAUCACUGUUUGCGUGUUCAUCAUGUUGGCCAAUCUCCUGGUCAUGGUGGCAAUCUACGUCAACCGCCGCUUCCAUUUCCCUAUUUAUUACUUGAUGGCCAACCUGGCUGCUGCAGACUUCUUCGCUGGAUUGGCCUACUUCUACCUGAUGUUCAAUACAGGACCUAAUACCCGGAGACUGACUGUUAGCACGUGGCUCCUCCGGCAGGGCCUCAUUGACACCAGCCUGACAGCUUCUGUGGCCAACCUGCUGGCUAUUGCUAUCGAGAGGCACAUCACGGUUUUCCGCAUGCAGCUCCAUACACGAAUGAGCAACCGGCGCGUGGUGGUGGUGAUUGUAGUCAUCUGGACUAUGGCCAUUGUGAUGGGUGCUAUACCCAGUGUGGGCUGGAACUGCAUCUGUGAUAUCGAUCACUGUUCCAACAUGGCACCCCUCUACAGUGACUCCUACUUAGUCUUCUGGGCCAUUUUCAACCUGGUGACCUUUGUGGUCAUGGUGGUUCUCUACGCUCACAUCUUUGGCUAUGUUCGCCAGAGGACUAUGAGGAUGUCUCGGCAUAGUUCUGGACCCAGGAGGAAUCGGGACACCAUGAUGAGCCUUCUGAAGACUGUGGUCAUUGUGCUUGGUGCCUUUAUUGUCUGCUGGACUCCGGGAUUGGUCUUGUUAUUGCUGGAUGUGUGCUGCCCGCAGUGCGAUGUCCUGGCCUAUGAGAAGUUCUUCCUCCUCCUGGCCGAGUUCAACUCUGCUAUGAACCCCAUCAUCUACUCCUACCGCGACAAAGAGAUGAGCGCCACCUUCAGGCAGAUCCUGUGUUGCCAGCGCAACGAGAACCCUAAUGGCCCCACGGAAGGCUCUGACCGCUCUGCCUCCUCCCUCAACCACACCAUUCUGGCUGGAGUUCACAGCAACGACCACUCUGUGGUUUAGAAGGAAGCCAGCCGGCCUCUGUGGAUCUGUGAACCCCACCCUACCCCCCAUUGCCAGGGCAAGGUGGGGAGCCAGAGGAGAUGAGGACACUCCUGUACUUAACACUAACCAAUGGCAGUAUUUGUCCCUAGACCCAAGAGACUUGAGGAUGAAUUUAUUUGGCAGGCCCCAUCUUCUCCUUUGGAAAACAGAAGGGGACCGUCUUGUGGUGGAAUUGAGAAAUGGACUCUGGGGUGACCGUGUAGCAUUCACUAACUAGACUUAAAAGAUUUUAUGUGGUUUGGCUUAAGCCAGGAAAAAAAAAUCUGCUGAAUUGAGUAUACAAUCGAGUAUACACAGGCUUCCCCUUUAAAGAACAAACAAUACAUUGCAUUUAUUAAUGAGUAUGUUUAUGCCUGACAGCAUGUUUGUGAUCGAAAAGACUGCUAAACUGACAUAGAUGAGUUGUUUUUUUUUUUUUGUUUUUUGUUUUUUUUUACAUGAUGGAGGAAAAGUAUAAAUUAGAAUGAUUUUUGUGUUUGUUUAGAAAGCAAGCAUGUGGUGUGUGUAUUCAGUAUGCCUUUCUUUAAAGAUAAAAGGCCACUAUUUUAAAUCUUCUAGGGAAUAGAAGAAUCUAGUAAAAACCAGUAUUCAUUUAGGCUACAGGAAAAACCAUAUCCUAAUCAAUUACCUUUUAAUUAAAGUAAUGAAAUAUACAUGAAAGGCAAAGUAAUGUGAGCUUGUCACCCAAAGAGUGUGUGCUCUCCAAACGCUGGAGGAGAUGAAGCUGUAGCGUUGUCCCUGCAUAGUGAAGAUACCCACGUGCGUUCUCAGUGCCAGACCCUCAGUGGGACUUGUUUUAAAGCCUGUGGUUUUCCAAGUUAGAAAAUAAUACCUACUUACUAUAGAAAACUUGAAAAUUGCAGAACUGUGUGAAAAAAGAAAAAAGAAAGAAAGAUUGCUGAUAUACGACCUGGAAGUAGCCAUCUUUCCCUGCUCACCCACGUAUGCCUAUAGACAUAUAUUAUAUACCUUUUUUUUUUUUUACAUAAUCGGGUUGAUAUUGUAAAAUGUUUUGUAACUUUUUCUUUCAGAAUUGCCAGGUUUUUCUAUGGCAUUUUUUUUCAAAAACAGUGUUAGCGGCUAUAUAAUAUUCCAUUUAAUGGAUGCAGCUCAGUUUAUUUAACCAUUCCUGUAUUGUUGACUAUGUUUUUAAUUUUUUUCAUUAUUAUAAUAUUGGAAGAAUCUUGUGUAUAUAAAACUUUGCCAGUAUCAUUGAUGAUUUACUUGGGCUCCAUUCCCAUGAAGGACCUACUUUUAAAAUGUGAAAUGUCCUCAUGUGUUGUCACUUUAUAAAAAGGGAUAUUCUACCCUCAAACUGCAGGGGUGACCAUGCUGACAAAAAGCUCAGAAAUUACCUUUUUACAAAAGAAACACAGUGGCUACUUUAGUUGCGAAUGGGUUCUUGACAAGAUGUUUCCCAAUAACCCAGACCCUUAACAUAACUAGCAAAUUUACUUUAGUAGGAACUGGUGAUCCCUUUCUGGACACAAGAAAACACAAAGACAUCAAGCAUCAGAGUGAAUCCAGCAAUGCAGUACCAAGCAGCCUGGGUGGGGUGUGCUAGCAACUGGCUGCUGUGUGGUCUCCAGCAAUCACCCAAUGGACACCCUGUGUUCAGAGAUGCCCAGUACAGUGUCCUGGAGACUAAGGUCUCUAAUGUCAUGCUAUGAGGAACAAGGAGGAAGAAGAAUAGUCCUGAAGCAGGUGUGGAGAGGUCAGGAGGACGUCUGAGAGAAGGCAGUCCUGCCAAGAGUGGCAUUCUAGGGAGGAGGAAGGCAGGGUGUGGCUUGUGUCUGGACAGUCAGUGGUAGGCAUGUGACAUUUGCCUGGUGGAAAAAAAAUAAGUAGGCGGAGAUCCAGUUAGCAGGACAAAGAUUUUGCUCGAGGAUUCACAAAAUGCAAAGAAAUUUAUACUGGAAAUGAGUGAAACGAACUUGGACUUUUAUUGAUGCCCUUUUUAUGGGGGAGGUAAGGACUAUUUGAAUUGAAAAGCAUACUAAUUGAACCUUAAUAAAUCAUUCUCAAUCAGUGUUUGGCGA